Austrofundulus limnaeus is the source of this 2210-nucleotide messenger RNA. RefSeq names its product arf-GAP with coiled-coil, ANK repeat and PH domain-containing protein 3. Gene Ontology annotation, molecular function: protein binding; GTPase activator activity. Gene Ontology annotation, cellular component: cytoplasm. NCBI's taxonomy places the organism in Eukaryota, Metazoa, Chordata, Actinopteri, Cyprinodontiformes, Rivulidae. The record is from RefSeq and is a predicted model, not a curated record.
GACUUUUCAUUGGACGACUCUAAAGCAGAGUUCAACCUCGAUGCUCCUGAUGGCGUGGUGAUGGAGGGCUACCUUUUCAAAAGGGCCAGUAAUGCUUUCAAGACCUGGAACAGACGGUGGUUCUCCAUCCAGAAAAGUCAGCUGGUUUAUCAGAAGAAGCUGAAGGACUCUCUAACGGUGGUGGUGGAAGAUCUCAGAUUGUGUUCUGUUAAACCAUAUGAAGACAUAGAGAGGAGGUUCUGCUUUGAGGUCGUCUCUCCAUCUAAGAGCUGUAUGCUGCAGGCAGAGUCUGAGAAGUUAAGACAAGCCUGGGUUCAGGCAGUUCAAGCUAGCAUCGCUUCAGCCUACAGAGAGAGCCCAGACAUUUGUUCUACAGAGCAUUUGGACCGAACGGCGUCUCCGUCCACCAGCAGCAUCGACUCGGCCUCUGAGCCACGGGAGUGCGGCAACAGGGCGGAGACGAUCUUGCAGCACAUCCAGAGUCUGCCAGGAAACCAGAGGUGCUGUGACUGCGGUCAGGCUAACCCCUGCUGGGCCUCCAUKAACCUGGGCGUGCUYCUGUGUAUUGAGUGCUCRGGCAUCCACAGGAGUCUAGGAGUUCACUGCUCGAAGGUGCGCUCACUCACACUUGACUCGUGGGAACCAGAAUUAUUAAAGUUGAUGUGUGAGCUUGGAAAUAGCAUCGUCAACCACAUCUAUGAAGGUUCCUACCAAGAACAAGGCCUAAAGAAACCAUCAAUGUCCAGUUCGAGACAAGAAAAAGAGACCUGGAUAAAGGCCAAGUAUGUAGAGAAGAAAUUCCUGAAGAAGCUGAGUUCCACAGAGGUUCUUAUGAAUGGGGAGAGGAAGUCUGAGCGGCGGUGGAACACAAAGGUGUGUCGAAGAUACAACAGUGCCAACACUGUCCCCAAAACACUGCGGCGAUACCGACAAGAGACCGGCAGCACCUCCCCUUCCACGCGCUCUGCAGCAGCUGCCAAGUUCAGACGAGAGUCUCUGUUUUGUCCUGAUGAGUUAGAUUCUCUCUUCUCCUACUUUGAUACUGGAUCUGGGCCUCGAAGCCUGAGCAGUGACAGUGGUCUGGGUGGCAGCACAGAUGGCAGCACAGACGUCCUGGUGUUCGGCUCAGUGGUGGGCAGUGUCACAGAGGAGGAGUGUGAGGUGUCUGAAGACUCAAGUGGUGAGGCUGAGCUGGAGGCAGAGCCAGAGACGUCUGAUCCAGAGGACGUGAAGGAGCUGGAUCCUGGAGCGCUGCUCUACAAAGCCUCGAAGGCUCGCAACCUGCCAGUCAUGGCUGAAGCUCUGGCUCACGGCGCAGAUGUUAAUUUGAUUAAUGAUGAUGAUGAGGGAAAGACUCCUCUCAUCCAGGCUGUGAUUGGGGGUUCACUGGUCGCCUGUGAGUUCCUUCUGCAGAACGCUGCAGAUGUGGACCAACGAGAUGCAAGAGGGCGGGGCCCACUGCAUCAUGCCACAUACCUGGGACACACAGGGCAGGUGUGUUUAUUUCUGAAAAGGGGAGCCAGACAGAGUGACGGUGAUGAAGAUGGUCAGGACCCUCUAAGUAUAGCUGUGCAACAGGCCAAUGCAGAUAUCGUCACGCUACUUCGUUUGGCCCGGAUGAAUGAGGAGAUGCGGGAGUCAGAGGGACCCUUUGGACAACCAGGGGACGCCACCUACCUCGACAUCUUCAGGGAGUUUUCCCACAUGGCCUCCCACAACCCUGAGAAGCUGAAAAGAAGGAGUUUACACUUCCGUCACUCCUUCAGGUGAUGAGCCAAGUGUCUGGAGAGGAGGAAAGGAACGAUGCAGGAUGUUCAGAGGGGAUGCAUUGCUUCAGAAAGGAUUUUUUAUUAUUUUGAGGACUUGCUGGUCUUUUCCUCCUGGGUAUAAGUAGAAAUACAUCCUUUUUAAAAAGACUGUUGAAGGAACUGAAUGAAUAUUUUAUAUGAAUCUUUUUUGAUGUUUACUGCAUGAACUUUGUUCUGUCUUCCACUCAAACAUCAUUUCAGCUGCUGAUGAGCAGCAUUACCAUUAGUCAUCAUCAGUGUUCAGUUUCUUCAUGUUCACAGUGACUCUAGAGAAGAAUCUGGUUAUAUUUCAUCGACUARGCUGGUCUAGUCAUCACAAUGUGUUCUUUGUGUCAGCACUGUAAGCUGCAGUGUUUAUGUCUCAAACAUGCUGGUGAAUCAAAUAAAUGUUAAUAUAUCUGA